AUGGGAUUCUUGAAGGAAGAGAAAUCGAAGAGAGUCCUGAGAGGAGUGAAGACAGUGUUCUUCAUAAUCGUAAUGAUCUUCUCCUUCCUCGUCUUCUCAGCUCCGGUACUCCUCGUAAUCGCCGAUACUCUCCUCCCAGCCUCCCUCCUCUCCGCCUCCCUAUCCCCUUCUUCCCUCUCCUUCAGCACUCUCGCCGCCGACCUGAGCAACUACGAUUUCCGCUACUCCCUUGUCGACAUCCCGCUCGUCUCCAUCCUUAGAUCCGCCGUCAUCUUCUGCGUUUACAGCUUCUGCGACGGGCCGAGGCUGUCUCGGGGGCCGUACUUGGGGAUCACGGCGAUUUGCUCCGUCUGCUCGCUGAUUUACGUCUCCGCGAAGGCGCCGUACGUUUUCAGCGCCUACCGGAUCGAUCGGGGCGGGUACGUCCGCGGGAUGGAGGCUGCUCUGUUCCUUUGCUCGCUCUUUCUGGCGAUUGGCCACGUCGUCGUGGCGUACCGAACGAGUUGCAGGGAGCGGAGGAAGCUUCUGGUCUACAAAAUCGACAUUGAAGCUAUCUCGGCUUGCCAGAAGGGGCUCCCAAGGUACCAGAAGAAGAUGCUUCAGGAAGAAAGGGUUGAUCCUAAGGAUGCCUCUGAUUUGGAGAUGAUUGAAGAAGAAGAAGAUGAAGAAACAAUCCUAACAGAGAUGGUAGAUAAGGUAUAA
This is a messenger RNA of Linum trigynum, 702 nucleotides long. NCBI's taxonomy places the organism in Eukaryota, Viridiplantae, Streptophyta, Magnoliopsida, Malpighiales, Linaceae. The record is from the annotation of a GenBank genome assembly.